Molecule: messenger RNA, 1578 nt
Organism: Spizellomyces punctatus DAOM BR117
Lineage: Eukaryota; Fungi; Chytridiomycota; Chytridiomycetes; Spizellomycetales; Spizellomycetaceae
Product: 3-deoxy-7-phosphoheptulonate synthase
Exons: 4
Biological process (GO): aromatic amino acid biosynthetic process
Molecular function (GO): 3-deoxy-7-phosphoheptulonate synthase activity
Source: RefSeq, a predicted model, not a curated record
CGAUGCCGGUCGCUGUUUCAAACUCUUGCCGACCAGGGAUCUCUGGCGAUCAUUGUGCAAUUAUGACAGAGAGUCAAUCUACUCACCUAAAUGGUGACGCAGAAAUGAACAGUUGGAGUCCUGCUUCUUGGAGAUCCAAGAAGGUUCUUCAGGACGUUGCAUAUGAUAAUCCUGCACAACUACAGCAAGUGCUGCAAAAGCUGGAUCGCCUGCCGCCAUUGGUCAGUCACCAAGAGAUCAAAAAGUUGAGGCAGCAGCUUGCCGAAGUAGCAGAGAACAAGCGCUUCUUGCUUCAGGGGGGUGAUUGUGCAGAACUAUUUGACUAUUGCUCGCAGGAACCGAUCGAAAACAAGCUAAAGGUCCUAUUACAAAUGUCACUGAUCCUUGUGUGGGGUGGGCGGACAUCAGUCACACGAAUAGCCAGAAUGGCCGGACAAUACGCAAAGCCGCGAUCAAAGCCUACUGAAGUUAUUGACGGUGUCGAGUACAACGCUUUCCGUGGCGACAAUGUGAAUGGCAUUGAUCUCGCCGAGCGCAAGCCGGAUCCACAGCGUCUCCUAGGAGCUUACUUUCACUCGGCAGCGACUAUUAAUUACGUCAGAGCGUUACUGGCUGGCGAUUUUGCUGAUUUGCACCAUCCUGAGUCUUGGAAUCUCAAAUCAUGGGACUUUGGACAUGUCGAAAACCCCACCGUACGGGCCGAGUACCAGGCGAUUGUCCGUCGCUUAAAUGAUGCUCUCGAUUUUAUGCGUACGAUUGGAGCUGACUCUGAAGAUAAUUCAAGAGACGCCAUUCGGACGGUCGAUAUGUUCACGUCGCAUGAGGGGCUUCUACUCGAAUACGAACAACAGCUCACCAGGAAAGUUGAUGGAGAGUGGUACAAUCUGGGUGCACAUUAUCUUUGGAUUGGCGACCGCACACGACAAUUGGAUGGGGGUCACGUCGAGUACUUUCGAGGAAUUGUAAAUCCGAUUGGCGUGAAAGUUGGGCCAUCUAUGAAGCCUGAAGAGCUCGCACCACUGUUAGAUAUUCUUGACCCAAACUUUGAACCUGGGAAGGUGACCCUGAUUACGAGAUAUGGUCAUGAUAAGAUCUUCACCUAUCUUCCCGCUCACAUCCAAGCGGUCCGUGCUACGAAGCAUAAAGUGGUUUGGUGCUGCGAUCCUAUGCAUGGUAACACAGAAACCACCGUUACGGGGGUGAAGACCAGACGCUUUAAUCACAUCGCCGAGGAGCUCAGCAAAGCCUUCCGGAUUCAUAAAGAGUGUGGAUCCAAGCUCGGGGGAGUUCACUUUGAGUUGACUGGUGAUCCUGUUACAGAGACAAUUGGUGGGUCGAUGAACCUGCAGGAGGCCGACCUCAGUCGUAACUAUCAGACGUUUUGUGAUCCUAGAUUGAACUAUGAACAAUCAUUAGAUAUUGCCUUCAUGAUUGCAAAUUACUAUGAGGGCGAGCGUAGCUCGCUACGCUCUUUGUAAAUUCUUUGCAUAGCUGUAUCAUAGGGAGUAACUGUAUCAUUAAAGUCAAUAGAUUAAGGAUGUCAAAAUGAUGUAUGUACAAUCUAUACUUAUUUCACCG